AUGCGGAAGUUACGGGAAUGUGCUUACGCACCUACAGUUACUUCAUUCAAUCAGAAAAUUGAUGUUUUGAAGCAACGUAGCCCAGUGGUUGUUGGGAAUUUCUUAAAAGACUUGCAUCCCCAACAUUGGGCCAACGCGUAUUUCAGGGGUCGUUGCUACGGUGAGAUGUGGUCCAACGCUACGGAGUCAUUCAACAACUGGAUUCGUGAAGCUCAUCACCUGCUCAUUACUCAAUUGGUCGAUGCGAUUAGAGGGAAAAUCAUGGAAAAAAUUUCAAAUCGGAAAGUUAAAUCUAGCGGUUGGGUGGGCGGAAUUUGUCCCAAAAUGGAAAAACUUUUGGUGUCCGAGUUUAAAGAUAGCAGGUCGUGGAUUGUUAGUCAGUCGGACAACAACAUUUUCGACGUUUGUUCCCAGCCAUCGGUAUUUGUUGACAUUGGCAGUCGUUCAUGUUCUUGUUUUCAGUGGCAACUAAAUGGUUUUCCAUGUUCCCACGCAGUUGUUACUUUUCGAAAUAGUGGUAAGAAUGUUUACGGUUACAUUGAGUCAUUUUAUCACGUGGUGAAGUAUAAGGCAACGUAUGCAGGGUCCAUCCACCCAAUUCCCACAGUAGAAAAACCCAAGUUCACAACCUCAAACUAUCUCAUUGCACCACUUAUUUACAAGCGUCCUCCCGGGAGGCCCAAGCAGAAAAGAAUUCCAUCAAAGGGUGAGGUUGUUCAACUUAUUCGGUGUGGCCAUUGUGGCAAAAUGGGUCACUAUAAUAGGAAAACAUGCAAGGAACCAAUGAAGCGUACUCGUAUUUUUUUUGUUGGUCACAAACCGUUGCUGAAAUAA
Messenger RNA from Camellia sinensis, 834 nucleotides. The record is from RefSeq and is a predicted model, not a curated record. Lineage: Eukaryota; Viridiplantae; Streptophyta; Magnoliopsida; Ericales; Theaceae.